AUGGAAAACAUUUUCCCGUUGCAGGAAAGUGUCGAGAUUGAGGAGAUCUAUGGGAGCAAAAGGCCGAAUGCAAAUCCUCCUAAGGGUCCCAGGGCAUUUAAAAUGAGAAGUGGAGUCUGCAGCUUUACGGAUGUCGAGACGUAUCAAGUGAAAUCACCGGGCUGGUUCAGGAAGGGUGAUCUAAGCGCAUUGGAGUUGGUUAGCAUGAAUAGAGUUAUUCUGGGGGUCGGAAAGGAAAGAUAUAUGCAGACCAGGGACAGAAUAGUCAGUGGUUACGAGGAUGGGUGUCGGCCGAUGACCAUUGGAAAAGCCUUGAUGCUGACGGACAUGGAUCUGCAUUCGUUGUUGGAGGUCUUUUCGUUUGUUGAGAGAUGGGGGCUAAUCAAUCAUCGGAGUCUCCUUGAAAAGGAGAUCAGGUACUUUGAGACGCAUAAAGGCGAGAAUACAUCUCCUCCAGAAGAAAGCCCGAAGAAAGAGGGUCAGGGGAAAGUGGUUGACUUAAAAGAACAUCUGGAGAAAUCGUCAUGCAGCUGUGGUGGAAGGGCCUCCUUUUUCACAAGAUCCCUCGUGCUUAGAUGCGCUGAGUGUAUCGACAACGGUGUCUAUCCGCAAGAGUCUCUAAAAUCAGACUUUUUCCCGGCCACCGAGUCUCUGCUCAGGAACAUGUGGUCUAGAAAGGAGGAGUUUCUUCUACUGGAGGGAAUUAAUAGGUUUGGGGACGAGUGGGACUCUGUCAGCCGCCAUGUGCAAACAAAGACAAAAGAGCAGUGCAUAUUCCACUUCCUCAGGCUGCCGACACUGGAAAACACACUUUCCAAGGGCGACUUUUCCAUCGGAAGGCUGUUUGAAACGGCAGAUAAUCCUGUGAUGUGCCUCAUUGUCCUGAUAUGCGGAAUUGUUCACCCAAGGGUUGCAUCUGAGUGUGCGAGGACUGCUAUCAAGCACAUUAAUAGAUGCUCCCAGGACAUGGUCAUCCAGUAUAUACUGGACGCCGGAAAAGAAAAGGCGGGCGAGCAAAGGGACCUGGAGAAAAGGAAGAUAGAGAGGCUUAGGAAUGUAAUGUGUGAGGCAUUGCUCAACAAGAUCAAGAUGAAGAUAGGAACUUAUAAAGAGCUGUACUUAUCUACACAGAGGGUGCGCAACGAGUUAGUUGCAUUGAGAAGGAGCCUUGCUGAGGAGAUAAACUUUGCUGGAGACGAGUGA
Encephalitozoon cuniculi GB-M1 is the source of this 1203-nucleotide messenger RNA. RefSeq lists its product as uncharacterized. The record is from RefSeq and is marked provisional. Bases 1 to 1203 code for a protein of 400 amino acids. The transcript has a single exon. NCBI's taxonomy places the organism in Eukaryota, Fungi, Microsporidia, Unikaryonidae. Gene Ontology annotation, molecular function: protein binding.